Molecule: messenger RNA, 1603 nt
Organism: Camelina sativa (false flax)
Lineage: Eukaryota; Viridiplantae; Streptophyta; Magnoliopsida; Brassicales; Brassicaceae
Source: RefSeq, a predicted model, not a curated record
UUCUAUGCAGUUUGCGUUUUGUUGUGUUGUUUACCCGUGUCUGGUGCUUCAAUACAUGGGCCAAGCUGCGUUUUUGUCAAAGAAUUUUUCUGCUCUACCUUCAAGCUUUUAUUCUUCCAUUCCAGAUCCAUUUUUCUGGCCGGUUCUCAUGAUGGCUAUGCUGGCUGCAAUGGUCGCAAGCCAAGCAGUCAUAUUUGCCACGUUCUCGAUUGUCAAACAAUGCUAUGCACUGGGAUGCUUCCCGCGCGUGAAGAUUGUUCACAAACCAAGAUGGGUCCUUGGUCAAAUUUACAUUCCUGAGAUCAAUUGGGUUGUCAUGAUCCUCACCCUUGCUGUCACCAUUUGUUUCCAAGACACUAGACACCUAGCUUUUGCUUUUGGGCUCGCCUGCAUGACUCUAGCCUUUGUGACAACUUGGUUGAUGCCUCUCAUCAUCAACUUUGUCUGGAACCGUAAUAUCGUCUUCUCCGUCCUAUUCAUCCUCUUCUUUGGGACCAUAGAACUUGUCUUCGUUGCAUCAGCCUUAGUCAAAAUCCCUAAAGGAGGCUGGAUAACUCUCCUCCUUUCCCUCUUCUUCACAUUCAUCUCUUAUGUAUGGCAUUAUGGCAGUAGAAAGAAGUACCUAUGCGACCAGCACAACAAGGUCCCUAUGAAGUCAAUCCUAAGUCUCGGCCCAAGCCUCGGGAUCAUCAAAGUCCCCGGGAUGGGUCUUAUCUACACCGAGCUGGCCAGUGGUGUCCCUGCCACAUUUACUCACUUUCUAACAAACUUACCGGCAUUCUAUCAAGUUGUCGUCUUUGUCUGCUGCAAAACUGUCCCUAUCCCGUAUGUACCGCAGAAAGAAAGAUACCUUAUCGGCCGGAUUGGACCGAAAACAUACAGGAUGUACCGAUGUAUUAUCCGAGCUGGCUAUAAAGACGUGAACAAAGAUGGAGACGACUUUGAAGACGAGCUGGUGAUGAGCAUUGCCGAGUUUAUUCAGCUAGAAUCCGAAGGCUACGGCGGCUCAAACACUGACCGUUCCAUCGACGGUCGGCUCGCUGUUGUGAAAGCCUCAAACAAGUUUGGGACAAGGCUGUCUCGGUCUAUAUCUGAGGCCAACAUUGCAGGCAGCUCGAGAUCACAGACAACAGUAACAAACAGCAAAUCUCCGGCUCUGCUUAGACUGAGAGCAGAGUAUGAGCAAGAGCUUCCGAGGCUGAGCAUGAGAAGGAUGUUUCAGUUCAGACCAAUGGACACUAAGUUCAGGCAACCUCAGGUGAAAGAGGAGCUGUUUGAUUUGGUAAACGCUAAGGACGCAGAAGUUGCUUACAUUGUUGGGCAUGGUCAUGUGAAGGCGAAGCGAAACUCGGUGUUUGUGAAACGGCUGGUGAUAAACGUAGCUUACUCGUUCUUGAGGAAGAAUUGCCGGAGCCCAGGCGUGAUGUUGAAUAUUCCUCACAUUUGUUUGAUCAAAGUGGGCAUGAACUAUUACUUGUGAGUUUUUGUUACUGAUAUUUCUGUGAGAGUUUUGUGGUUCAGAGUAUUAUAAAUCUGGAUAUGAUGUUUUCAUUUUUGUAAUAUUUAUAGUUUACUGACAUUCUUAUUUUCUUUCUUGGUUACC